AUGGCGCACACCCCGGAGAUGGCGCGCUUUCUACAGCAGCUACAAGCGGAAACACAGCGCCAGAAGUUCACCGAACAAGUGCACACGUUGACCGGGAGAUGUUGGGACGUCUGCAUCGGCGACAGCAGACCCGCUGCCAAGCUUGAUGGAAAGACAUCAACCUGCCUCCAAAACUGCGUCAACCGAAUGUUGGACGCCUCGCAACUAAUGGUCGAUCAUUUACAAAAAAUGGACAAA
Mesorhabditis spiculigera is the source of this 237-nucleotide messenger RNA. The record is from the annotation of a GenBank genome assembly. NCBI's taxonomy places the organism in Eukaryota, Metazoa, Nematoda, Chromadorea, Rhabditida, Rhabditidae.